Messenger RNA from Baudoinia panamericana UAMH 10762, 2064 nucleotides. RefSeq lists its product as uncharacterized. Lineage: Eukaryota; Fungi; Ascomycota; Dothideomycetes; Mycosphaerellales; Teratosphaeriaceae. The transcript is spliced from 2 exons. Bases 1 to 2064 code for a protein of 687 amino acids. The record is from RefSeq and is a predicted model, not a curated record.
AUGUUAACCGAGAAUGCGGAUGUGGCAUAUCGUACGUCCGGAGAGCCCUUGGUGGACCUCUUCUAUGAGCUAGAGGACGUCAUCUCCAGUAGACGUCUCCGCCAAGUGCUUGAGAGAGCGUGGGACAAAGACAGCGAGGCAACAUUGAAGAUUAUCUGGAAUGCUCGGUCCAUCCAUCUCGGCAAAAGCUCGCGUGGCACCUUCUAUAGGGCGGUUGGGUGGCUUGCUCAAGAACACCCAGCUACUCUGCUGGUCAAUUUGCCUUGGCUUGUGCGUCCACUCAUACCCAAGAAGGCGCCCAAAGCAGAGGAUGCGGAACGCAAGAAGGGCACCGGCGAAGUCGGCGAUGACUUCGAGCUCAUCGACAGCGGUCCUGAGCCGGAGAGUCAACCGGAAACAAAGAGGCUGAAGCUUGACGACGAGGCCAAGCUCAACGAGUUCGACAUCAAGUAUGGCGUGGCACACGGUUACUGGAAAGACCUGCUCAACAUCCUUGUAUUGGCGGUCAACGGUGAGCUGAAGGUUGAUGGUACGCCGAGCAAAGUGCUGAACGUAAAGGCGCCGGAGCCAUACAAGCGUGAGUGGACCAAAGGAGGCAACAAGAAGCUUCGGACCGCGAAGCGCCACGACUAUGCCGUCAAGAAGCUCGACAGCGAUCAUGUCUACAAAGCCUUGCACCUGUCUGUGGCCCGUCUGUUUGCGGCACAGCUGAAGCUUGACACAUCUCGCCUGAACUCUGGUGACAGAGCGGAGAUCAAGAAGAUCACCUUGGCUGGGAAAUGGGCUCCCUCGCCGGAAGAGAUGCACGAUCAGCACACCUGCAUUGUGAGCUCCAUCGCCGAGGCGCUCUACACAUUCGACCAGAUUUGUCCGACGACUGUCAAAGCCGGCGAUCGCACCACCUACCUCAAAUAUGCACGUGAGGCGUACCGCUUCAAGACACUGUCACCGCUGCGUAAGCACCUCCAGAUCGUCGAGCGUCCCAUCUCCGCCAAGGCUUUCGGCGAGAUCAAGUACGAUCAAGUGCCGUCACUCGCUAUGGCGCGAUAUUCGUCACUCUUCGCAAAGAAGGAUAGCGAGCGCUUCGACAAGUACAUCACGGAUGUCGCCGAGGGCAGGUCCCAGAUCUCUGGUGCUACAUUACUCCCUUCGACGAUAGUGAAGGACGCCCGCCACUCCUUCGGUGCACCUGGUGCGUCCAAAUCAAAGAGCAUCAAUGCACUUGUUGGCGCAAAGCUCAAUCAGAUGAAGAUGAAGGUCAGCAACGGCCAAUGGAACACCCUCGUACAACGCAUCAGAGACAACGGCACUCUCUCCUCCUCUAUUGCCGUCUGCGAUGUCUCUGGCUCUAUGAGCUAUCCUGUCUUCGCUGAUGGCACCUGCCCUAUGGAUUCCGCCAUCGGACUCUCACUCCUCCUUGCUGAAGUGACCCAGCCACCGUUCGGCGGAGCUUGUAUCACCUUCAGUGCGAACCCAAAGGUCGUGCGCGUUGGUGGGCCAGAUGACAAACGCACUUUCGAGGAGAAGGUCAAGUACAUGUGUGGCACUGAGUGGGGGAUGAACACCGAUUUUGUCGCCGUCUUCGAGCAGUUAAUCCUGCCUAUGGCGCUCGAGCAUGAGUUGAAGCCAGAGGAGAUGGUCAAGCAGGUCUUUGUGUUCAGCGACAUGCAGUUCGACCAGGCAACGGCCAACUCCUUCAUGCGAGAUUCGAGCGCCUGGAGUACUUCGUACAAACGCAUUCAGAGGGGGUUCAAGAAGCAUGGCUACCAGAUGCCACGUUUGAUCUUCUGGAACCUCGCCGGUGACGAGACUGCUCCCAAGCCUGUCACUGCUGCGGAAGUGGGUACGGCGCUUGUCAGUGGGUACAGUCAGGGCCAGCUGAAAAUGUUCCUCGACAACGGGCAAUUUGAGGACCCCGAUGCGGAGGAGACCGUGGAAGAUAUGGAUGUUGAGGAAGGCGGCGAAGUUGUGGUGGAGAAGAAGGUAAAGAAACAGGAUCCACUAGGUGUCGUUAGGAAGGCGAUUUCGCAUCAGGCGUACCGUAUGCUAAAGGUUGUGGAUUGA